GCGCGCGCCUGUGCGGUCUCCUCAGUACCGCCCGCUCCAGCGCUUUUCUCUUCCCGACGGUCGCUAAUGAACCGUUUUAAGCCCGGAUAGCACGGACAGCGGACCGGAGCCGUCAGCCGCCCCUUAAUAUGACACAGUUGGACGCGGCUGUCUUUACGGGAAUCAUCUUUUAACGGAAGAGCGGAGGAAGAGAAACGGAGGAAUGAGGUGUUUCCAUUGCAUUUAUCUGAGUUAUCGCCUCAGCAUGUGGAAGCAUACCGACUGCUAGAGGACAGGAAACACAAACUCUCACCUGAGACUGCUGCCCUCUACCUGCUUCGACAACAGCACAACUAUUGGAGACUGAGAUCAGCAGGAAGAGAAAGGAGUGUGAAGUCCUUGAGGAGGAGGUGAAGAAAAAGAGCCAGUCAUGUCAAACUCUGGAGAGUGAGCUUCAGCAUGUUCUGCAGGAGAAAGCACGUCUGAAUCUCCGCUUGUUCAACGAUACCCAGAAGGCAGCAAAGUAUGAGCAGGUGAAAAGUGAGUAUGAACAGCUGCAGGAGGCUCUGUACACUGUGACAGUGGAGAGAGAUUGCGCUCUGUUGGAGAGGACUGAGCUCCAAGGCAAACUGGAGAACCUAGAGCAGGUGCUGAAGCAUAUGCGAGAGGCUGCAGAGAGGAGGCAGCAGCUAGAAUUAGAGCAUGAACAAGCCUUGGCCGUCCUCAGUGCCAAACAGCAGGAGAUUGACCUUCUGCAGAAGGCUCAAGUUGAGGCUAAGAGGGAACAUGAAGGUGCCGUCCAUCUGUUAGAGAAUCACUUGGACAGCAUGCAGCUGAGAAGUUUCCUUCGCACUAAGAACACAAUGCGAUUUUUGGCUAAAGUGAGAGAACUGGAGGAAAAAUGCCGGACACAGAGUGAGCAGUUUAACCUGCUGUCAAAAGAGUUGGAGAAGUUCAGGUUGCAGGCUGGGAAGUUAGACAUCCUGAGCAGCAGUCAGCUGACAGGGGGCGACUCGCCCGGCUCACCCACCAAACCCCUCACCCUCUCCCAGCUCCUCAACGGCCUCACUGCCCCCUCCGGGAAAGGUAAUGAGGAUUCGAUGAGUAAGAUCUCAGAGCUCAUUCGGCCUCUGCAGAUGACUGAGGGGGAGAAGGUAGAGCUCCUGUCUGUCAAACCCACCUUCCUGUCACGCAGCACACCCUCCAGCCCACGGCAGGCCUUCCUCUCAGAGGUGCGGCCCGUCAUCGCCACUGCUAUGGACAAAGAGCAAGGCUCGUCCCCCAGGUCUAAGUCCAGAUACACAGGCAAAGUGCGACUGUGUGUUGCCCGCUACAAUUAUAACCCUUAUGAUGGUCCCAAUGAGCAUCCUGAAGCAGAGCUCCCCCUGGUGGCUGGGAAGUACCUGUAUGUUUAUGGGACCAUGGAUGAGGAUGGCUUCUAUGAGGGUGAGAUGUUGGACGGACAGCAGGGUCUCGUUCCCUCCAACUUUGUGGACUUUGUCCAGGAUGAGGAGCUCCCGUCAGUUCCUCUCUUGGACCGCAUCAAGGAACCGUCCUACCUCAACCACAGCCCCGCCGCCUCCAUGCCCAGCAGUGCCGUGAGUACACUCAGCACGCUGCUCUCAGAGAAGCUGGAUGCCCUGGGCUCGGGCACCGGGACGGGCACCAGCAGCAGCAGCGGGGUGAGCAGCUUGGGCAUGAGCAUGGGGCUGGGCAUGGACUUUCUGGGACCCUGCAGCAAUGGCACAGGCAAUCUGGACGUGAACAUCGACGAGAUCGGAGAAGACAUCGUGCCUUACCCCCGCCGCAUUACCUUGAUCAAGCAGCUGGCCAAGAGUGUUAUCAUAAGCUGGGACCCUCCGGUGGUGCUGCCCGGGUGGACGCCCACCAGCGGCUACAAUGUGCUGGUGGAUCAGGAGGUACGCAUGAGUGUGCCCUGCGGUGGCCGCACCAAGUCUUUGAUCGAGAAGCUGAAUCUGGCCUCCUGUACGCACCGCAUCUCCAUCCAGAGCAUGACGGAGCGGGGGCUCUCCGAUCCGCUGCGCUGCACACUGCUGGUGGGGAAAGAUGUGGUGGUGGCGCCCUAUUACCUUCGUGUGGAGAACAUCACGCAAGUAUCGGCUGAGCUCACCUGGAUGCCAAGCAACAGCAACUACAGCCACAUGAUCUUCCUGAACGACGUGGAGUAUGAUGUUGUGAAGCCUGGAGGGUACAAAGUCGAACCCGCAACCUUGAAGCCCAUGACGGUGUAUAAGAUACGGGUGGUGGCCCGGUCCCAUCAGAUGCCCUGGCAGCUUCCCCUUGAGCAGAGGGAGAAGAAGGAGGUCUCAGUGGAGUUCUGCACACAGCCAGCCGGUCCUCCUUUACCUCCUCAGGAUGUUCAGGUUCAGAUAGGACAGACACCAGGAGUCUUGCAGAUCCGUUGGAAGCCUCCUCCCCUCACUUCUACCGGCACUUCCAAUGGAGCCAAUGUAAUCGGAUACAUAGUCUGCACUAAAGGUCAAAAGAUAGCAGAGAUAAUGUACCCCACAGCAGAUUUCGUUACGGUGGAACUGAACCGUAUCCAGUGUCUGGAAGCGCGGGAGGUCGUCGUGAGGACAAUAUCAGCACAAGGAGAGUCGCAGGACUCUCCUGUGGCCACCAUUCCGCACAACCUCCUGGUGCCUCACACCCACGGACACCCCCCUCACCCGCCUCCCUACCCACAAGCCUACCCCCCAACCCAUCCACAACCGCAUGUCCAGCCCCACUCCGUCCCGCCAUCCCACCCUCAUCCACCACCCUCGCACCCCCACGUCCACCCCUCGCCCUCCUCGUACCCCAUGUCUAAACCCAAACGCCUACCAAGUGACAGAGACCCCCAUGCCAAAGAGCCAGAGAUGGGCAGGCGAAUGGGACAGCCCUGGGAGCCGCAUCCCCGGGCUCCGUCACCCCUACCGCACCAGGGACACACGCUGGAGCCCCCUCACGUAGAGGGCCGAUGCUCACCCUCCCCUCAGAGGAUCUUGCCUCAACCUCAGGGAGUGCCCAUUCCCAACACAGUGGCUCGUGCUAUGGCCCGCCAGGUGGCGCAGAGGAGCACCCCGAAUAGCAGGGUGGAGAGGAGGAAUAUCUUUAGUGAGAGAGGUAACGCUCUGCAUUCAUUAAACUCAGACGAGGAGGAGGACGGGUACGAUUCGCCUCACGCCAGGCGAAGAGGAGCGUCUGUGGACGAGUUUCUCAGAGGUUCUGAGCUGGGCAGACACCAUCAUCACUAUAGCCACAGUGAGGAGUACUACACCGAGAGCAGUCGGGGCUCCGAUCUGUCUGACAUCAUGGAGGAGGAUGAGGAGGAGCUGUACUCGGAGAUGCAGCUGGAAGAAGGGCGCCGCCGCAGCAUCAACUCACACAACACAUUAAAGAUUUUAGGGAGUUCUCCCUCAACGGGACGCUCGGAUCGAUUGGACCAUUCCGGCCAUAGGGCGAGUCACGGCUGUCCACCCGCUCAGAGAAGGCCAAUGACAGUCCCUUCCAUUGAUGGUUAUGGAGGACGUGACCGGCGGUCUCCAGACUACUAUGAGUCAGAGCCAGAGGACUUGUCCCGACUCUUUGUGGCCAUGUUUGACUACGACCCCUUGUCAAUGUCUCCUAACCCCGAUGCUGCUGUAGAGGAGCUUCCCUUCAAGGAGGGCCAGAUCAUAAAGGUGUUUGGAGAGAAGGACACAGAUGGAUUCUAUAGGGCAGAGAUCUGUGGCCGCAGGGGGCUCAUCCCCUGUAACAUGGUCUCAGAGAUCCAGACGGAUGAUGAUGAAAUGUUGGACCAGCUGCUCAAACAGGGGUUUCUUCCUCUCAACACGCCCAUUGAGAAAAUAGAGAGGAACAAAAGGAGUGGAAGGCAGCACCCGGUGUCGACGCGGAGGAUGGUGGCCCUGUAUGACUAUGACCCCAGAGAGAGCUCUCCUAACGUGGAUGUGGAGGCUGAGCUGACGUUUUGUGCCGGCGAUGUGAUCACAGUGUUUGGAGAGAUCGAUGAGGAUGGCUUUUAUUACGGGGAGCUCAAUGGACACAAGGGUCUGGUCCCCUCCAACUUUCUUGAAGAAGUGCCUGAUGACGUGGAGGUUUACCUCACCAACACACCGAGCCGUCACCCCCAGGACCACCCGUCCCGGACAAAGAACAAAAGGAAGAAGAGUGUUCAUUUCACUCCGUAACGGCUCAGUAUCUGUCACGUUUGAUUUGGCUCCAACACCCUUGGUGAAGUUACCAUGCUGAAAGGUGAUAGAUUACUUCAAAAGACUGGUUCCCAUGGAAAAAGCGAGCCCUCCCAGAAGAAGUGCCACCCCCGCAGUGCGCCCACACAUCCCGGGGUCCGGCCCCGCAGCCCAGGGGCCCGGCAGUCCCAUCCGGCGCCCCCGAGCUGACUCUAAGAAAACAGGACUGCUCUCCAAAGGAAAGAAUCUAUUGAAAAGGCUUGGUGCUGUCAAAUAGUUUCACAUAACUCUCUUCACAGCAGCCGGGUUAAGGAGGUUGGAAUUGAGGAGAAUUUACCUUAGAAGGUGGGAAAAAGAACAUUUCUCCCAUCUUCUGUUUCUGUAAUCACAUGGAUUGGCCACGGAAAAGAGAAAGGGAAAUGGUGGAAACUAUGGCUUUCAUGACCACAACUUCAGCUUUAUGCCUUUGAAACUGUAAUAAGUUCUGUUUGCCCAUGUUUGAUUCUUAAAAGCACAGAAAUGCUCACUAAUGUGAGUUACUAAGAUGUCUUGUUAUAAAUAUACAAUAGAAGGGAUGUUCUUGGAUAAUAAAAUAAAAUCUA
This is a messenger RNA of Sinocyclocheilus anshuiensis, 4771 nucleotides long. RefSeq names its product RIMS binding protein 2b (gene rimbp2b). Bases 639 to 4169 code for a protein of 1176 amino acids. The transcript has 28 exons. The record is from RefSeq and is a predicted model, not a curated record. Gene Ontology annotation, biological process: neuromuscular synaptic transmission. Gene Ontology annotation, molecular function: protein binding. NCBI's taxonomy places the organism in Eukaryota, Metazoa, Chordata, Actinopteri, Cypriniformes, Cyprinidae.